This is a messenger RNA of Xenia sp. Carnegie-2017, 2004 nucleotides long. Its product is annotated as ribosomal oxygenase 1-like. Lineage: Eukaryota; Metazoa; Cnidaria; Anthozoa; Malacalcyonacea; Xeniidae. Gene Ontology annotation, cellular component: nucleolus. The record is from RefSeq and is a predicted model, not a curated record. Bases 87 to 1736 code for a protein of 549 amino acids. The transcript is spliced from 14 exons. Gene Ontology annotation, molecular function: histone H3K4 demethylase activity; histone H3K36 demethylase activity.
GUUUAAGUAAUUUGCUUAUUUCAGGCUCAUUUGCUUCUUUUUUGAUUUUAGGUACAGUUUAUUUUUGUGGUUCUAGUUUCAAUAAAAUGGCGAGUAAAAACAAGUCUGCAUUUAGUGUUUACAAAAUACAUAAAAAGUGCGGUAAAAAUGGAAAUCUUGACAAUGUGGUUGUUGGAGAUACAUGUGCUGUAAAACAAGCAAAUGGUCAAAAUAGCCGUAUUUCUAGAGCGUCCAAAAUCCGGCAUAGCAUAGGCAAAAGCAUAAACAAGUCUAAAAAGAGGAAAUUGGACGAAAGUAAAGGUUGCGAAACUAUUUCUGAUGUAAAACAGAAAAAGAUAAAACGGUCUACUGAUAGCAGUUCUACUGUUGAAAGUUUAUCUAGUGUAACUGAAUUACCAAAUAAAACUUUUAAAUGGCUUAUUGAUCCUAUUACUUCUGAUAAAUUCUUCAGUGGUCUUUGGGAAAAGAAACCUUUGCUACUCAAAAGACAUAAUGACAAUUAUUAUGAUGGAAUAUUUAGUGUUGGUGAUUUGGACCAAAUUUUAAGACAGAAUAAUAUACAGUUUUCUGUUAACCUUGAUGUGACAUCAUACAAGAAUGGUGAACGAGAAACUCAUAACCCCAGCGGUAGAGCACUGCCUCCUAUAGUGUGGGAUUUUUAUCAGAAUGGUUGUUCAGUUCGUUUGCUUAAUCCUCAAACAUAUUCAGAAAAAAUUUGGAAGUUAAAUGUGACAUUGCAAGAAUACUUUGGUUCAUUUGUGGGAGCAAAUGUAUAUCUAACACCACCUGAUAGUCAAGGCUUUGCUCCUCAUUAUGAUGAUAUUGAAGCCUUUGUAUUGCAACUGGAAGGCAAGAAACAUUGGAGGCUUUACAAUCCUUUAAGUGACAGAGAAAUACUACCACAAUUUUCCAGUGACAAUUUAAACAGUGAGGAUAUUGGUGACCCUAUUCUUGAUGUUAUCUUGGAACCAGGAGACCUGCUAUAUUUUCCUCGAGGUACAAUACACCAGGCAGAUACUUUAGGAGGGCCAUAUUCUCUACAUAUCACAUUGUCAACAUACCAAAGAACAUGCUGGGGUGAUUUUAUGGAAAAGUUGUUGCCAAAGGCUUUGGAGAUUGCCAUUCAGGAAGAUAUUGAAUUUCGAUGUGGGCUUCCAUUAAAUUAUCUUGAUUCAAUGGGAUUUACUAACUCUGAAAGUUCUAGUAAAGAGAGAACAGAAUUUAUUCAUCAUGUGGAGCAAUUGCUCAAGAAAUUAGUCUCCUAUUUGCCAAUUGACAGUGCUGUUGAUCAGAUGGGAAUCAAUCAUAUUCAUGAUAGUUUACCUCCAAUGCUCUCUAAAGAUGAGAAAGACUGUAGUAUUUUCAAUGUUGGAGCUCGAUGGCAAACUGAUCAUGUCACUGGUGUUGCUGAAUUGGAUGAAAAUACUAAAAUUCGACUUGUUCGUAAAGGUGCUAUAAGGCUUGUUGAAGAUGAUGAAGGAGUUUCUUUGUAUUACAGUUUGGAAAACUCAAGAGUAUAUCAUGAACUAGAUCCACAAUAUACAGAGUUUACUUCCGAAGGAUCACCUGUAAUUGAAGAAAUAAUUAAGAAAUUUCCAGAGUAUACUUCAUGUAAAGAAUUGCCUGGAGAUGACAUGGAAUUUAAGAUUGAUUUACUGACAAUGUUGUAUGAAAAAGGAAUUCUAAUCACAAAAGAACCCUUAAUACCAUCAGAGAAUUGUGUAAAUGAAACAUAAUAAGUGAAACAUGCAUCAUUGUCAGGCUUGCAACAAACCAUGGAGAAACUAAAUCUCGCUGAAUUUUGGUAAAUGAUUCACAAAUACAUCAAUUCAUACCAGACCCACAUGGAGCAAGAGUGAAUUGCAUCAUAAGAAAGAAUCUUUAUACUGUUAGUGGAUCGAAGGCAGGAAUACUGAUCCAAACUUCAUAUUAAUAUCACUUUCAAAUAAUAAUAUCCAAUAGAAUUUGUCUUUGUCAUAUCAACUGCCUUUUUGUUCACUUGUU